CACACUGUAUUGGUACCAGCGUUUCCUCCAACCCAACACAGUGUGGAAACUCCAGUUUAGUUUGCAAUUGCAGGUGUUGAUUCUGUCUGUUGUGUGUUUUUAUGUAACAAAUCCACUUGCAUUUUCCCUUAAAAUACGUACUGGCACCAUUUCCUAUAAUUUCUUGCCACCACUCUUUUUUUUUUCCAUGUGCCAAAUGGUUCAGAACUGAAGUUUGACCGAGCAGCUGAUCUAUCCACUUCUCCUCUAGGACACUUUGUCCACGGACUGUGCGCAGUGAUUGGAUGCGAGGUUGCGUUGAUGUCACCGCCCGCUUUGAUGCGCGGUGCCGGAGCGCCAGGCGCGCGAGAGAGGACGCAUGGAUUUGACGCACGAAGGGAGCGGCGCACGGGAGAAGCUACCGCUUUGCGCACUCCCCGCGGUUGCCUGGAUGACCUCCUCUUGCCCCCGCACACAGUGCUGCAGCCCGUCAUGGGGGAUGGCGGCGCGUCCUCGCCGGCGAACUUCAUCCAGAACGGCACGGCGGACGCGCCAAGCACCGACGCGUCCGAGCAGUGGAUGGCGGGGAUCAGCGUGCUGAUGGGUCUGAUCGUCGUGGCCAUAGUGUUCGGGAACAUCCUGGUCAUCGUGGCCAUAGCCAGGACGCAGAGACUCCAGACGCUCACCAACGUGUUCAUCGUGUCCCUGGCGGGCGCGGACCUCAUUAUGGGGCUGAUGGUGGUGCCCUUCGGUGCUGCGCUCGAGGUGCACGGCUCGUGGCUGUACGGCUCCUUCUUCUGCGAGUUCUGGAUCUCCGUGGACGUCCUGUGCGUCACAGCCAGCAUCGAGACCCUAUGCGUAAUCGCCAUAGACAGGUACGUAGCCAUCACGUCGCCUUUCCGCUACCAAAGCCUGUUAACCAAAGCGCGCGCCAAAGCGGUGGUGUGCGUGGUGUGGGCCAUCUCCGCGCUCGUCUCUUUCCUGCCCAUCAUGAUGCACUGGUCCCGGGACAGCGUGGACACGGCGUGCUACGAGGACCCGGAAUGCUGCGACUUUAUCACCAACAGCGCGUACGCGGUGUCCUCGUCCAUCAUCUCCUUCUACAUUCCGCUGCUCGUCAUGGUUUUUGUUUACGCGCGCGUCUACAGGGAAGCCAAAAAGCAACUGGAGAAGAUCGACAGGUGCGAGGGCAGGUUUCACAACAGCACCCUGACCGGACUGAACUCCAAGUGUAAGAAGAGGCCCUCCAGAAUGCUGGCACUCAGGGAGCAGAAGGCGCUCAAAACAUUGGGGAUCAUCAUGGGCACGUUCACGCUGUGCUGGCUGCCCUUCUUCAUCGUCAACGUGGUGCGCGUGUUCUGCGCCGAGCUGGUGGACAAGGACCUGUUCGUCUUCCUCAACUGGCUCGGUUACGCCAACUCGGCCUUCAACCCGGUCAUCUACUGCCGGAGUCCGGACUUCAGGAAGGCUUUCAAGCGGCUGCUGUGCUGCCCGCGCCAGGCGGACCGGCGGCUGCACAUCAGCUCCUGCGAUCUGUCCCGUUGCUCCGGGGGCUUCGUGUCCUCUCUGGAACCCGCCGCUUUGGGGAUGUGGACCGACUGCGCCGCAAUGGAGAGCAGCGACAGCAGUCUGAACGCAAAGCUGUCUCACUCCGAAUCCCAGCUGUGACCCUGAAAAGUGAAUUAAACUUGGAGCGGGAUUUACGCACGUGACUCCAAAAGAAAAAAAACAGGCAAAAACGUGACACUUGUGCGGAUGAAGUUUGCGCAACAGCCGUGUUUACAUAUUUCAUCCAGUUUGUUCUCCAAAGCAGUUAGAACUGUCAGGACUGGCCAAUUGGUUGAUCCCGACGACCCCCCCCCCAAACAAACAGUAAUGGACGAUUUUGAUAACCAGUGACGUCAUUUAUCAGAUAAAAUAAUAUUUUAUCUAACAUUUUUUGCGCUUUAAAUUUAUAGUUGCCUUUUCAGUGUUAAAAUGUUUUCAACUGUUUUAAUCUUGCGAAAUUACCAAUAAUAUGGUGUUUAAAAUGUUGGAGAGGAAUAUUUAACUGAUUGGAAACAACUUUAAAUUGGUUCUAACCCAAAAAUGGGCAAAUUGUGUUUUUUUUUUUUGUUUUUUUUUUUUUUGCUCUGGGAGGUUUACAGUGGAUUUACAUGACUCUGAAGGAGAUAAAGUAUCUGAGAUUUUGUUUGUUUUUUGUUGAGUACCAGUUAAAUAAAUCAAGUAACCUGAAGAUAUUUGUUUGGGUUGUGAGACAAGCUUUACUAUUUCUGAAAAAUUUAGAUACACAUUGUCUUCCCCAAAUGAUUAAUUGUUUAAUCAUAAAACAGAUCAAUAAUCAAUAAUAACAAUAACAAGUGGUAAGACUUUACAGUAAGGGUACAUUAAGUGAUAUUAGUUAAUGCAGUGCUAAGCAUUACCUAACAGUUCAUUAAGCAUUAACGUCAUGUUAGUUAAUGCAUUAUUAGGCACAUAUAAUGAUGUUGCAUUAUUAUGCAAAAUAAUGCAUUAUUAUAUUGUAUUAUUAUGCAUUAACCAACAGUAAAUGAAGAGUUAACUGUGUUAUCGUUUAUUAAUGUUGUUCAUGUUAGUUAAUGUAAUACUAAGCAUUAACUAACAGUGAAUGAAGGGUUGACUGUGUUUAAUAACCAUUUAUUAAUGGUGUUCAUGUUAAUUAUUGCAUAAUAAUGCAUUAACUAUCAGUGAAUGCAGGGUUAACUGUGUUUAUUAGUAACCAUUUAUUAAUGGUGUUCACGUUAAUCAAUGCACAAUAACUGUCAGUGAAUAAAAUGUUAAAUGUGUUUAGUUAUUUUUUGUCAUGGGUGUUCAUUUUAGUUAAUGCUAAAUAAAACAUUAAGUUACUCUUAAUUAAAACAAAUAAUGUGUUUAGUAAUCAUUUAUUAAUGGCGUUUAUGUGAGUUAAAGCAGUAAUAUGCACUAAGUAACAGUUAAUUAAGGGUUAACGAAGGUGUUAAAUAAUAAUAAGUGACAUGAUAAUAUUAUUAAUAUAUUGUUAUUUAUUAACCAAUAGUGAAUACAAAGCUGUGUUAUGAAUCAUUUUUAUGGUGUUCAUUAUCUUUAAUUUAUUAUGUGUAAAUUAAUAUAUUGGUUAACAUGAAUGUUAUUAAUAAAUUAUUUCUAAACACAUAGUUCACUGUUAGGCUACAGCUGUUACUCCAUUAACUAACAAUGACUCAUGUACCCAGUUUUUAAAAUGUUACAGAGUAACCAUCAGAGCCUUUGGUCAAAUAUACACAAAAUAAUGGACAGAAAUCUUUUGUGAAAUUGUAGAUAAACACAAGUAUGAAUGCUUGUGUAACAAUGCACAGUUCUUCAAAAUUCAUUAAAAAGUCAGACU
Messenger RNA from Thalassophryne amazonica, 3340 nucleotides. RefSeq names its product adrenoceptor beta 1 (gene adrb1). The coding region runs from base 301 to 1647 and encodes 448 amino acids. Lineage: Eukaryota; Metazoa; Chordata; Actinopteri; Batrachoidiformes; Batrachoididae. The record is from RefSeq and is a predicted model, not a curated record. Gene Ontology annotation, cellular component: membrane. Gene Ontology annotation, molecular function: beta1-adrenergic receptor activity. The transcript has a single exon. Gene Ontology annotation, biological process: positive regulation of heart rate by epinephrine-norepinephrine; norepinephrine-epinephrine-mediated vasodilation involved in regulation of systemic arterial blood pressure; adenylate cyclase-activating adrenergic receptor signaling pathway.